UCAGUCCGCUUUCGGUGCUCAAGCGUUGCGUUUCGUUUGCCUCCAGCAGCAGCAGCAAGGCCUCUGUCCAAUCCCAUUACCCGAAUCCCAGACCAGUUUGUGUGGACAACGAUGACGUGCUGACGUCGCUCUCUCUCUUUCCCUCUCACUCUCUAUCUGGCUCUCCCUCUCCAACGCGCUCUCCUGGUGUGCCACAAAAAAAAAAUUAUAAACCUUUUAAAUAGUUUUCUUCGCGGAAAGUAGACAACCAACAACACCCGGAAAACCAGAGGCAGCGUUUUCUUGUUCAAGACAACAGUUAGCAAUAUUUAACCGCCGAAAGCUUUCAAGCUAAGCUUUCGCGCAACCGCCCAGAUGUUUUAGCGGUGGGUCCUUCAAUUCCGUCAGUUCCUUAUAGCCCCACCGGCAUGACAUAACACAGCCGACCCACUGAAAAUGACGCCCAUCGCAAGAGAUACGACUUAGCCGCCCUAUCACAUUUGCAAUAGCUAAAGAUAACUAACACGCAAAAUGGCCCACCAAGAGAGAAAAUCGAUGUGGUUCUUUGGCGGAUUGGCGAGCGUAGGUGCAGCCAUGGUGACCCAUCCACUCGACCUCAUCAAGGUCACGCUGCAGACGCAACAGGGUCACCUGUCGGUGGCCCAGUUGAUCCCUAAACUCGCCCGCGAACAGGGAGUACUCGUCUUCUACAACGGCCUCUCCGCCUCCGUGUUGCGCCAAUUGACAUACUCCACUGCGAGAUUCGGGGUGUACGAGGCCGGAAAGGAGUACGUCAAUACGGACACCUUUGGCGGCAAGGUGGCCCUGGCAGGCGCAUCCGGUCUCGUCGGAGGAAUCGUGGGAACUCCGGCUGACAUGGUCAACGUGCGCAUGCAAAACGACGUAAAACUGCCGCCGCAACAACGACGCAACUACAAUAAUGCCUUCGACGGACUGGUUAGGGUCUACCGCCAGGAGGGAUUCAAGCGACUCUUCUCUGGCGCCACUACAGCGACUGCCCGUGGCAUCCUAAUGACGAUUGGCCAAAUUGCAUUUUAUGACCAGACGAAGAUCUACCUGCUGGCCACGCCGUAUUUCCAAGACAACCUGGUCACGCACUUCACCGCCUCCCUGGUGGCCGGAACGAUAGCCACCACUCUCACCCAGCCGUUGGAUGUGCUGAAGACGCGCUCGAUGAACGCGAAGCCCGGAGAAUUCAAUGGCCUGUGGGACAUCGUGAAGCAUACGGCGAAGCUGGGUCCCCUCGGCUUCUUUAAGGGCUAUGUGCCGGCAUUUGUGCGUCUGGGUCCACACACGAUCAUCACCUUCGUGUUCCUGGAGCAACUGCGUCUCAAUUUUGGCACAUUGAACUAGCCGCGAUGCCAAUCGAUACUCUAACUAGGCAAUAAUUCUCCUUGGCUGGCUGGCAGAUUCCCUUGAGCAAUGCAACAUUCCAGCAGCAAUUCGUUCACCGUGUAGAACAUAACUUAGCUUUAGCCCGUUCCAGUUGUUAACCAAGAUGCUUUUAUGCUAGCAAAAUAUUUGUUGUUAAGCGUUUGAUGGCCGCUAUCCCGAAAUAUAUAAUUUUUGAUAAAAUACAGAAAUGUAUUCAUUUACCGUGAAUAUUAAUGCUUAAA
Drosophila sechellia is the source of this 1616-nucleotide messenger RNA. It is a transcript of the gene Dic1, whose product is annotated as Dicarboxylate carrier 1. The transcript has 4 exons. Lineage: Eukaryota; Metazoa; Arthropoda; Insecta; Diptera; Drosophilidae. The record is from RefSeq and is a predicted model, not a curated record. The coding region runs from base 511 to 1353 and encodes 280 amino acids.